AUGGGGACAAAUCAGAAUGCAAAUGUUGAUGAAGAUGUCGAUUCAACUGCUAAUAACGCACCAACUGAAUCAAGUUCUUUUAGCAUCUCAAACACUAAUUUAUAUACAAGUAGAACAGAAGAACUUUACGAUGAUGAUUCGUGCACACCAAUAGUAGAUGACAAUUUGAAACCAGUCAAGGGUACUAUAUUUAAGACUAUAGAAGAAGCUAUGCAAAUGUACGAAAAGUAUGCCUAUGAAGCUGGAUUUGAUACCAAACUAUCAACACAAAGAAGGUUAAAAAGUGGUAAGGUUAAAACCAAGUACAUUUGGUGUAGUAAAUCUGGAAAGAGUCAAGAUGUUAGUAUGGAUACAUUAAAUUCAGAAGAAAGAGAACGUAGAUCGUCAACAAUGGUUACAGGUUGCAAAGCUCAUGUUUUUUUCAAGAUUGUCGAACACAACGGAAAAUAUGAGUUAACAGACUUUGUAGAGAAACACAAUCACAAGAUGAAUGCAGGAGAAUAUAGAUACCUUUCAAAGAAACAUAGAAAACUGGGCAUAUCCGAAAUAAAUUUUAUUCAGAAGGUUUCAACUUCCGACAUAGGACCAACUAGAGCUCAUCACAUCUAUAGUAACCUCGUAGGAUCUCAGAAAAACACACAUGGAACGGUUGUCGAUUUUAAGAACCAUAAAAUGGUGAACAACAAUGAGCUUGCUGGAUUAUUUUGGGCUGAUGAGAUUGCGAGACAGAAUUACAUAGAAUUUGGAGAUAUCAUCUCAUUCGAUGCCACAUACAGAACAAACAGGUACAAUAUGAUAUUCGUACCUUUUACAGCCAUAGACAACCACAAGAAGACAGUUUCUAUUGGAGCAGGAAUGAUAAUCAACGAAACAGCUGAAUCUUAUGAAUGGUUACUGAGGGCAUUCUUAGGUGCAUUUGUUGAACAACCUAGGAUGGUUGUGACUGACCAAGAUGUAUCAAUGAAGAAGGCAAUUGCAACAGUUUUCCCAGAUUCACGACAUAGACUGUGUAUGUGGCAUAUAACUCAAAAGCUAUCUUCAAAAGUUAGCAAAAGGAUUUUUGAAAACACUGAUUUCAAAAAGAAAUUCAACCAAAUUGUUUGGGAUGUAUCAAUAAGUUCAGAAAGGUUUGAGAGGAAAUGGAAAGAGAUAAUGAAAGAGUUUAACUUGGAAGAUGAUGCAUGGUUUAAACACAUGUAUGAGAUAAGAAACUCAUGGAUACCAGCAUACUUUCGAGAAUUGGCGAUGUCAGGUCUAAUGAGAACGACUUCUCGAUCUGAAAGUGAGAACUCUUUUUUUAACAAUUUCACAAACCCUUAUGCCACAUUGGUACAUUUUAUGAUGUCUUAUGAAUCUGCAAUGGAGAGGCAAGGAUAUAGAUUGGAAAUUUUAGAUCAUCAAUCACACAACAAGCAGCCAAGAAUUAUGACUGCAUUGAAUUUUGAAAGGCAGGCUUCCAAGUUGUACACACAGACAAUAUUUCUGUUGGUUCAAGAAGAGAUAAAACAAUGUCUUUAUAAUUGUUCUCAGAUAAGUGUUUCUAAUGAAGGAAGUAAUGAAGUAAUUAUUAUUAAAGAGAACAGAGAGAUCAACAAGAAACCAGAGAAAAAACCUCCAAGAAAUAAGAAAAGAAAAGAAUAUGAGGAUGAAGAUAUUGUUGAAGAUAUAGUAACUGUGCACGAAGAAGACCCCGAAAAUGGAAUUGAGGAAUCAACAAAAAAAUGCAAAACGACAUACUGCUUGCACAUCUGGAACUACAGCUCUGAAAAGGAUAUACACAUUUAA
This is a messenger RNA of Erigeron canadensis, 1785 nucleotides long. Its product is annotated as protein FAR1-RELATED SEQUENCE 5-like. Lineage: Eukaryota; Viridiplantae; Streptophyta; Magnoliopsida; Asterales; Asteraceae. The coding region runs from base 1 to 1785 and encodes 594 amino acids. The transcript has 4 exons. Gene Ontology annotation, biological process: regulation of DNA-templated transcription. The record is from RefSeq and is a predicted model, not a curated record.